Psammomys obesus (fat sand rat) is the source of this 1250-nucleotide messenger RNA. RefSeq names its product fatty acyl-CoA reductase 2-like. Gene Ontology annotation, biological process: long-chain fatty-acyl-CoA metabolic process. Lineage: Eukaryota; Metazoa; Chordata; Mammalia; Rodentia; Muridae. Gene Ontology annotation, molecular function: alcohol-forming very long-chain fatty acyl-CoA reductase (NADP+) activity. The record is from RefSeq and is a predicted model, not a curated record. Gene Ontology annotation, cellular component: peroxisome.
GAUGACGAAGCUCAUGAACCGGCUGCUGAAAACCAUUUCCAUGCUGGAGUAUUUCAUCAACAACAGCUGGGAAUGGAGCACAAACAACACGGAGAUGCUUCUGUCAGAGCUGAGUCCUGAGGAUCAGAGAGUAUUCAACUUUGAUGUGCGCCAGCUGAACUGGCUCGAAUACAUUGAAAAUUAUGUCCUGGGCGUGAAGAAGUAUCUACUGAAAGAGGACCUGGCUGGUGUCCCCAAAGCGAGGCAGCACCUGAGAAGGCUCCGGAACAUCCACUACCUCUUUAACACCGUCCUGUUCCUCAUCAUCUGGCGCCUCCUCAUCGCAAGGUCUCAGGUGGCCAGGAACGUCUGGUUCUUCAUUGUGAGCUUCUGUUACAAGUUCCUCUCGUACUUCAGAGCCUCCAGCAUGCUGAAGGCCUGAGACCACUCCACCAGCCCAUCAUCUGGACCUCAGAUACCUCUAAGGCAGAAAACUGUCUUACUCUAGAAAGUAAAGAGAAGCACACCCAAGCUUCCAGUCAAACUUGCCAUCCAUCUCCUCUCCUUCCUCACUGGGUUUGUGGGGUUUCUGGGGUUUGUUCAGUGAGGAGUCAGCCUCUAGCUGUAUACAAAGACAACUUCCACCUCCCAUCCUGAUGGUACCACUGUCCACAUCACACGAGCAGGAAGCACCCUCUCCCUAGCCUUAGCUUUCCCUUCGAGACAAAAAGUUUAGCUCAGUGAGCAUGGAAGCCCGCAUGGCAGAGCCGAAGCGGGCUGGGGAAGCGGCCCUCGGCAGGAAAGCACUCCCAGCACUGAGGUGAAAGCUCACAGCCACUGUGAACGAGGGGACUCAAUGUCCUCACGGUCCACAGAUGUUGCCUCUGUUCCAGCGGACCUGGGUGGUGGAAGAUGGAAACAGCGGGCUCAUGUCUGCCGUUUCUCACUAUGUCCACAUCUCAGCCCUAAAAGGAACAAACAGUGUAGGUAAUUAACACACCAAGGAAGAACUAAUGAACAAGGCCUAGGGCGUCUCAUCUGAGUCGCCUCUUAUGAUUCUGACAUGAUCCCUCACGUUUAAUCCCCACUGUCCUGACAACCCUCUCCUGUUCUCAUUUAUCCAUGUUGCCAAAGCCCUUCUAGACGCAUUUCACUCAGGCCUCGGUCAGAAAGGCUGAUGGGGAGGCAAGUUCCCAGACUACAACCACAGAAAAACCCCCUGAUCUUUGCCAGUGAGGAAAGCAAAACUUCAAAUAAAAAUUUAAGUUCUA